CAAGAUCCAAUUUGAUGAAAAUUUCCCCGGAGUAAAUAUUUCAUUAAAGAUGUUACGUUAAGGAGUAAUAGAGGUGGGACUUAAGUAAUUGUACCAAAAUGACGUGAAGUAAAAUGAUGUAUCUAUCUGUUUCUUUUGAAAUGUUACCACAACCAUUAAUAUAGUGCUCUUGUUUUAGGCUGGCCAUGAUAGCGGGGAUUAACGCGGGUGAAAAGGUCCCGCGUCGUAAACUAUUAUACUCUUGUCACGUGGUGACUUUUGGAAAGUGAUUUAUAUUAUGGACACCGCCCUACUUCUUAUAAUACAGACCAAAGAGACAUUUCUUCCUCAUUUUAGAAUAUCCUUUCGUCAUGUCCAAUGAUAUUUCUAAAAUCCAAGAAUUAUGCCUCUGCGACAUUAUUGCCUGACGACAAUAUUUCUACAUUUGUUUUCCGUUGCUACUUUUCUUAGUUUUUGGCUGAACCAAAAAUAUUCCACCGCUUUUUACAACAAUUAUGGAAGUACAUCUUUUGAAAAGCUCCCGUCAACUAAACUUCCCAGUGAAGUUGAAAAUUACACCGUAUCAAAUCACACAAAAAAACGACACCCCCUUGCCGAGCUAUGCCUUCCAAUGGGUUUUCGCGCAGAGCUUUGUCCAAGACUCUUCAUGGGAGAUAGAACCGUUGAUGACCCCCUCAAAUUAAUGGAACGACCUGUUGUUUCGCAGUGCAAAUUACCAUUUCUUAUCAAAGAUUGUUGGAGACUGGACGAAGCACAUGAAUAUUCUAAUAAACCUGUUUCAGAGAGGGAAAAAAGUUAUCCAUUGGCCUUUGGAAUUAAAAUGCACCGCGAUCCGGACCAAGCAGAACGACUUCUUCGCACUAUAUACAGACCACAUAAUGUUUAUUGCCUUUAUGUUGAUGGGAAAACCUCAAAAAUUGUGUUCAAAAUCAUGAAACAGAUCGGAAGGUGUUUUAAUAAUGUGUUUGUUGUUGAGAAACGUUUAAAUGUCGUGUACGCAAGUUACGCACACAUGCAAAGUGAUCUCCAGUGCAUGGAAAUUCUAAGUAAGAAAUCCAAAAUCAAAUGGAAAUAUUACAUUAAUCUUACAGGACAGGAAUUUCCAAUAAAAACUAAUUUAGAAAUAGUUGAAAUAUUGUCUUCCUUGAAUGGAGCCAAUGACAUUGAAUCGUAUAAUACACCGCAGUUUUUAAAAUGGCGAUUUGAAAAGAAAUAUUACACUAGUAAUGUAAACUUGGUAGAAACUUCAGAUAUUAAGGAACCGUUUCGAUAUAAUAUUGAAAUCAGCAAAGGUAGUGCAUAUGGUGCAUUUUCAAGGAAUUUCGUCGAUUUUCUCUUGAGUGAUCGCAUAGCGAAUGAAUUCAUUCAGUGGUUGAACGAUACAUAUUCCCCAGAAGAAAAUGUCUGGGCGACAUUAAAUACCUUCCCGUGGGCUCCGGGAGGAUAUGAAACAGAGAUUCGACAUAAAUAUGGAACAUUUUUGUCUCGUGCUAUAAACUGGGAAGAUGAUAAACCUAAAUGUCACGGAAAGUAUGUCAGAAGUGUCUGCGUUUUUGGCAUCGGAGAUUUGCCAUGGCUUGCUAGUAGGCCUCAAUUAAUUGCCAACAAAUUUGAUUAUCAUUUUGAUCAUCUAGUAUUAGACUGUUUAGAAGAUCUGCUCAGAAAUAGAACGAAUGAUCCGUCCGUGCAUAGAUUAGACUGGUAUUACUACCGCACCUUGCCCCAGGCCAAAAUAUUUACAAAAUUUGAUCCAAAAUUAAGUGCUGGAUAUUUACAGAAAAAGAAGGAGGAGUGGUUGAAAAAUCAAACUUUAUCAAUUGAACCAAUCAAAUUAAAACGAGGACAGAAAGUUAAAUUUAAAUAUCUUCUUCCCGGAAGCUCAAUUCAAAUGUACACAGUGCCUAGAUAA
This is a messenger RNA of Saccostrea echinata, 1909 nucleotides long. RefSeq names its product beta-1,3-galactosyl-O-glycosyl-glycoprotein beta-1,6-N-acetylglucosaminyltransferase-like. NCBI's taxonomy places the organism in Eukaryota, Metazoa, Mollusca, Bivalvia, Ostreida, Ostreidae. Gene Ontology annotation, molecular function: acetylglucosaminyltransferase activity. The transcript has a single exon. Gene Ontology annotation, cellular component: membrane. The record is from RefSeq and is a predicted model, not a curated record. The coding region runs from base 383 to 1909 and encodes 508 amino acids.